This is a messenger RNA of Danaus chrysippus (African queen), 1605 nucleotides long. Lineage: Eukaryota; Metazoa; Arthropoda; Insecta; Lepidoptera; Nymphalidae. The record is from the annotation of a GenBank genome assembly.
AUGCAAGCUCGUCUAUCAUCGGAGGAAAAAACACGUAUUAUAGAGCGCUUAAACCGACGACGCAGUGAGACGGCGGUCGGACUGAGCAAGUUACCUCCAGCCGGGGAUAUGUUGAAACUGCGUUGGGUUGAAGAGUUGGCUCGGGAAGCUGAAAGAUGGGCGAACCAAUGCCGACCUCCAAACACACCAGAAGAACAAGACUUGUGUCGAGAUUUGUAUUCUAUAACUGUUGGUCAAUGCGUCGCUUCCGUUGUGGGCGAAGCGCCAGGCUUACGCCCUGAGACAAUGGUUGAUAUGUGGUUUAUGCAGAACAAAUACUAUAGAGGAAAUGUCACUUCAUAUGUACCGUCGGAAGAUGGCGCUAAUUUCUAUGACGAUUUCGCCCAAAUGAUUUGGUCUCGAACUUAUAUGGUAGGCUGUGGACGGAGCCGAUUUAUGACGGAUUGGCGGGGACGUCUUCGCACUGUAGAGCGCUUGGUAUGCAACUUUGCUCCUCGGGGCCCUGCAGUCUAUAGACCGUUGUGGAGCCCUUCAGACCCGGCCACCGCGUGCCCUCCUCGCGCUAGACCUGACCCAGCUUUACCAGCGCUGUGUAUUUAUCAAAAAGAUACGGAAGAAUUUAUGGAUGAAUAUAGUGUACUUUCACUCGAAGAUAAUUUGUUAUUGGACUCAUUGAUUGAUAUUGAGAGAAAUAAAUCGCUGGAUUAUAUCGGAAGCUUGGAUGAAAUUUAUUUGACGAAACUAGCGAUAAUGACGAUGACACAUAAUGAUUCUCUAGUUCCGUCUCUUCAUUCAGUAGAAAAAAGAGAUAAUAAUAUAUUAGAAUAUAACAAUAGUUCUAUCCCAAGUAAGGGAUUGGAUAACAAUACACCAAGUGUAAGAAUUGUUAAGAAAAAAGUAUAUUUCGUUGGCCGUCCAAAGACUUACAAGGUGGAAGAUUUAAAUGAUGUAAUAAAUGAGAAUAGAAUAGAAGUAACUACAUCAAGAGAUAAAGAAAUAUAUGACUACUAUGAGUAUAAAGAUUUUGAUGAUUUGAUAGAGACAACUCAGAGUACGAUGACAAUAUAUGAAAAUACGGUUAAAGAAAUGAAAAUAUAUGAGAAAGAAGUUCUCAAUACUACUUAUAUUACUGUAUCUAUUGGUCCAAUAACGAGUACAUUGGAAUCAAUAAACAAUAGUGAAAAUAUAAAUGUUAUUAAUCAAAAUAAAACUGAACUCGGGUCUGUGGAACCAGUGAUCGAAGAUAAUUCAAUAGAUGAUUAUCUCACGGAUGCUGAAACAGCUCGUCAACUGCAAGAAGCCUUGGAGCGUAUGGAACGUAAUUUAGCUACGAGUACAUCUUCAUCUACACGUGGAAAGGUUCGCAGAGAAUUACGCGAUUCAAACGAAAGAGAUGAGGAAUAUAAAGUGGAAACAGAAUCUCCUGCAGAAAUUGAGAAGAAUAAGACCAUAGAUAGAGGUCCGAUGAUCAGCAUGGUGUUAAAAUAUAUGCCGUACUUAAAAACUUAUGAAAAGACAAUUCUAGGAGAACCCACUACCAGCCGAGGCUCUGUAUUAUCUCCCUGUAUAACAUUACAUUUUGUUACGCAUCUAUUGUUUUAUUAG